AUGAAGAAAGCUGGUUACAAAAGAAACACCAGCGUCAUCUUCUCAUUGGAAAUAGUUUUUCUGGUUUGUUUAUGUGUUUCAUUAGCUUACGCUGAAAACCAACAGGUCUCAAAGGAAGACGUAAAACCAGAAAAAAUAACCACAGAAAUUCCACAGACACCAAAGAAAGACUUUAAAUCAGAACAAGACAUAAACGCCAAUACUGAUAAAACUGUAAAUACACAAGGUAGGAAAGCUGAUGAUAAUAUUAAUUCACAUGUAGAGAAUGUUGUUAAAUCUAAUGAACAAUCAAUUCAAAAUCAGUUCUCAGAUGAAAAAGUAAAUCAAAAGGCUGAGAAUGAUAGAAAACUUAAUGUUCAAGACGAUAAAGAAAGCAAAGGUAUUAAAGAUGUAGAAAACAUAAAACCUAAAUCAGAAAAGGUUGAUGAAUCAGUUAAAAAUGAUCUUGUUCAAGAAAUGAAUCAAAAUGAUAUAAAUAAGGACACUGUUAAUGCUAAUGUUAUUAAGGAUCAAAUAGGUGAAUCUCAUAAAAAUGAUAAAGAAGACACUGGUCCAAAUUCUAAACCUGGACCUUCUUCUGAAAAGGGAGAAGGCUUUCCUGCUAGUGCAAUAGGAACAAAUGAUCAUGCAGAUAACAAAAUUGAAAGAUCAGGAUCAAAUGAUAAUAGGAAACCAGAAGAGAACGUAAACCAGGCUAAUAAUGAGAAGAUGCUGGAGAAAGAUAAUGAUGUAAAUAAAGUCACAGGUGAUCAGCCAACAAAUUUAGAAGAGGUUGAACUGAAGAAAAAUGUUGAAGAUACCUUGUCUGAGGAAGAUUAUGAUCAGUGGUUAAAUGAUCAUAGUAUUGAAUCCAUGACAGAGUCUGCUGAAUCAGGAAGUGAACCAGAAGACGGUACAGAUACUGCAGGUAAAGUUGAUGCACAUGGUAGUUUUAGUUCUACUAAUAUUGUGGGUGAUCUAUCUAGCACUUCUAAGUAUAAUCCUAGUAGCACUUCUAAUAAGCAUGCCCAAACUAAAUCUGAUGACUUGCCACACAAAACAGUGAGGCAAGAUCAGAUUGCAGAUGUUAAAAGAAACGCUGAAAAGAAUAACAUACCAAGUGCACAAGACAAUGGUGAUGGUAAUGAUGCAAAUGAAUGGGAAAAGCAAAGAAGGAAUGGUAAGUGGCCUUCUCAUUUAAAAAUGGAUGAAUCUCUUGAACUAGAGACUCAGAAAGAUGAUGGAUCUACAAAAGAAAGUGACAAAGAAAUAGAUUUAGAUAAUGUAAUGGCAAGUCAGGACAGCAGGCAGCCUAUGGAGUCUCAACAAGAAAAAUUACAAAACCUCAAUGAACAGCUGUUGAAGAAAAUAAAUCCAGAAGCUUUUGAACAACUCAAGCCUGUGUUUGAAAAACAGUUUAAAGAAGCUUUAAAGACCUUGAGUCAAAGAAAACAAUCAGUAGAGGAGGUAGAGGAGGCGAGAAAAACCCAGCAUAAAAAGCAUCUCAGAGAUAAUAUGAAUGUUGUUGUAGAUCAGGAAGAGCUGAAACAUUUUGAUAAAAAAGUCAAGGAGGCUUACGAACAGAAGGCUACCCAAACAUAUACCCAAAUACAAGAGACAUUGAAGACGUGGAAAGCUACUCAAGAAAGUAAAAAAGAAAAGCAAGCUGAAGUGAAAGCUGUAGAUUGGCGGAGUAAUUAUUAUGAUAUGCCUGUUUUUGACUUGAUGGAAGGGAGGCAAGAGUAUAUAAAGACUUAUUACAAACUCAAGUACCCAGAAUCUUAUACAAAACCAAGAAAAUAUACAAUGGAGGACUUUCCCAAGAUUAUUAAUGAGAAAAGACUUAACAUGGAUGAGGUAGAUCAGAUAAGCAGGAGUAUAAAUGGAAACAAGAAAAGAGAGGUUGUUAUCUAUAAACCUAACAAAGAGGGAACAGUCAGAGGACAAGUCUAUCAGAUGACAAUAGAACCAUCAGGGGAGAUAACUACAGAGGUAAAACAAUACAUUCAGCCUGGUUCCCCUCCCCAGUUAGUGUCCCAGAAUCAGAAGUUAGAAGAUAUAUAUGUACAAGAAAAGGAAGCAAAAGAAGUUGUAGAAGAAAAGCCCUUAUCACCAGAAGAACUUAAAGCUGAAGAAUACUACAAGCAAGGAGAGGCUCUUAUAAAUGAAACCUUCCAGAAAGACUACCAUCAGUAA
This is a messenger RNA of Mytilus trossulus (common blue mussel), 2175 nucleotides long. RefSeq names its product myb-like protein V. Lineage: Eukaryota; Metazoa; Mollusca; Bivalvia; Mytilida; Mytilidae. The record is from RefSeq and is a predicted model, not a curated record. The transcript is spliced from 3 exons. The coding region runs from base 1 to 2175 and encodes 724 amino acids.